AUGCCGACGAAAAUUCCUGCGUCCGCUGGCCCAAAUGACAAGUCUGGAAACAAAAAGCGCAAGGACCCGCCCUCUCUGUCAACAGGAAAUCAGAGAACCGGACGCGAUUUUAAACGCGUAAAGUUUGACGCGCGAACAAUUUUGACACAAUCUACAGACAAGGCUCUCCAAAAUGGCGAGUUGAACUUGGCGUCUUUCAUGAACGCUCGCGAAUUUGAAAUCAAAGCGCUGCAAAAUGGCAUACAAAAGUCGAAAAAGAGCGGGACAACCAGGGCAUUUCAGCAAGUUCCGCGGGAUAUGCGAAGGCGGACGGCAAGUCACAAUGUCAAGAGGGUACCGAAACGAUUGCAAAAGAGAGCUGCGAAGGAGAUGAAAAAUGACAAUACCCCGACUAUUACUGCGAAUAAGAGAAGGCCUAGGAGUUCCAGAGGAAGGCUCCGGGCGGAAACUGCAAAACGACUGGGCAUACUGGCCGCGAAGAAAAGGGCUACCAAAGAGAAGAAGGUUGGUGAGACAGGCAUUGAGACUCGAGCUCCGCGACCCAAGAUCCGGAAGGAUGCUCUGAACGAUCCUCCGAAGCCCAAGUCGAAAUUCAGGAAGAGGCAGAUACACAAGACAUGGCUACCGACACAUCUAUGGCAUGCCAAGAGGGCGACGAUGACUGGGCCCAAGAACCCCAUGUGGAGAUUUUCUUUACCGCUUACUUCGACAGCGAAGUCUUACAGACCAACACAUCGAGCCAGUGGAGCAGGCGGUGCCGUAGCUUGGGACAUGAGCUACAUGAGCACAAUCGGUCUGGAAGGCCCCGAGGCAAGCUUAGAGAAACUUUUGAAAGCAAUUGGCAUCACAGAACAAGGAUUGUGCGAAGUAAAGGGCACCAAAUGGAGGCAAGGUAAGCGAACUUGGAGUGGAUGGUUGUGUAGAGAAGUCAAGGAGCAAUCGAUUCCCAUCGGUCCUUCUACCGUGUUAUGGUGCCCUGUGCAAUCCCCAACAGACAGUGAUGAUGCUUCCAACGAGCCCAAGAAGCCAACAAAACGGAGAGUGGUCUUAAGGAUACAUCCUUCUACAUUUCUUGAACUAUGGACUGAGCUUCUCAGGCUAUCAAAGCUCCAACGGCCAGUAGUGCACAUUGAGGAUCUCAGAUUCGAGAUUGGCAGCAUUGAUAUAGUCGGACCCUCAUCGACUGAAGCGUUGCUCGCAAUUUUGCAUCCAUAUGACGAAUCAGAAGAGCAUGCCAGCACGUUUUUGUCCCUCAAGGGCGUUACGAAUCCAGGAUCCUUGCCUCCCAACUCAAUACUACAUUUUUCUAUCAUGGAUCCUCGACUUCGCUAUCCCCCAAGACCCGUCAAGCUAUCUCAAAUUAACAGCGAAGAGGCCAGUUUCAAACUCCUUGAAUUGCUCUCUACUUGGCCCGUUGAUGGGUCUAUCGGAACUUCAGCAUUGUUCGAGAGAGAUGCCCGAUUUAAAGCAACCCGUCUACCAUCUCAAAAGGCACUUAAUAGGCGAAAGUCCCUUGCACCCCCAGGAGAAUUUCCAGCUAUAAAACAGACUGAUCCGAAAAUACCUCUCACGCUCAUGGCUUCUAGAUCAACAUCGUCUAAUUCUGCACAAGGUACCUGGACACUGUUAGCUCCUUGGAAGUGCAUCCUACCAAUCUGGUACGGGUUGAUGCACUGUCCACUAUCUUCUGGAGGAAACCCGCGCUUUGGUGGCCAGCAAGAACUACGCCAGAUUCAUUUUGAGCAGGGCGUACCUUACUUUCCCAACGAUUUCCCUGGAACUAAUGCUGGGUUUCAGUGGGAGGCUGAUGAAAGACUACGGAGGAAAGCUGACUGGGACAAGAGGCCCAAAGGUAAAAGAAUAGAAUGGGACUCGCUAAGCCUCGGGGCUGGAAGGAAGGGGGAAAUAGGUAGAGGUUGGGCCUGCGAUUUUGAGCGGAUCGUGGGAGUGGAGCCAUUGCCUGCCAGCGGUGUCUCUACAGACCCAUCUCAGGAGUCCCAGAGGCCUUCAGUCCAUCUUCCUAAGGCUCACAUCCCGACUCAGCACCUUCCUAGCAAAAGUUUCAAAUCUCUCGUCUCAGCCUCGGAGUACGAGCUUCCAUCGCCAAACACCGUCGCCACAGUCCGCCUCAAGCUCGUAACCCGCGGGCUCGCAUCGCCCUGUGCACGCAUCUACCGACUCCCUGGCGCAACCGAUGCUCCUUCAUCUAUUACUUCAGACCCAUCCAUCACCACUUCUUUACCAGCAGCCAGCCGCGAAGAGUGGCUAGCUCUUCUACCCCCUCCAGCCGGCUCAAAGCUCCCCCAAAACCCAAAAGCCAGAGCUGCUCAAAGACCUGGUCGGAUCCCGCUGAAUACGCCUCUGCCGCAGCGGGUCUUGCUAUUGGCACACUCACUGCUUCAAGGCCCAGCACUUCCGUAUCCUGCGACGAGGAGAGAUGGGGAUGACCACCCGCUUGUGCCUGAUGAGGAGGAUCUUAUUGGGUUUGUUACGACGGGUGAAUUCAAUCUUGCAGAGGGCAAGGGGGUUGCUGUUGGUAGUGUGGUUGUGCAGAGGGUUCUCGAAGGGUUGAAGAGGGAUAAGAAGAGUAAGGAGGGGAGACUCUGUAUUGUGAGGAAUGCAGGGGAGAAAAUGGGGAGGCUGGCUAGGUGGGAGCCUGUGUGA
Molecule: messenger RNA, 2664 nt
Organism: Drepanopeziza brunnea f. sp. 'multigermtubi' MB_m1
Lineage: Eukaryota; Fungi; Ascomycota; Leotiomycetes; Helotiales; Drepanopezizaceae
Biological process (GO): tRNA 5'-leader removal
Cellular component (GO): nucleolar ribonuclease P complex; ribonuclease MRP complex
Source: RefSeq, a predicted model, not a curated record